UCAGACGUAGUGCAGCGAGAAACAUUAGAGUUUGAUAAUGGAAUAAAACAUUAUUUUGUCAAAAAACACAAGAUACAUUUGAAAGUUAACAAAGACUUUAAAUACAAUUUGACACAACAAAAUGCGCAAUGAUAGUAACGGUUCUUUACCCAUGAGUUGGUCACAUGAUCGAAUGCAUCAUCAUGUCACAAGGGAAACAACAUGGCUGCUUACUUGUGUUUUAUAUUUAUCUCUCGCUAGCGUUAUUAGCUGAUAAACGCCGAACUUAUUUGUAUAAUAAUUUAUACAGUUAACGAUAUUAUUGACGUCCUUUCAAGUAGGUAUAUGUUCACUGUGAAGUAGCUUGACAAAAUAUACAUUUAUCUAGACAGUUGCGAAGCUUUACAGCAGUCUUCCAGUCACAGUCAGGUGGAUUUAGCCAUGGCUUCGUCGUUUGUGGUCGGGGAUUCAUUCAGAAAUAAGGUGGCGGAAUUAUUAGAGAAGACUGACUCGUGUCUACCGCAGAGAUUGAUGGAAGAACUCGAGGAGACACUUGGAAAAACAGAACCCACAACCCUGUCCUUCAGUACAGCCAGAACACUGAAGAAGUACCUCCAGGACAAUGGGCAUCCCUUCUACCUGCAUGAGGUUUUGGAGGAAAGCUCGCUGCACCUGCCUGAGGUUGUGAAGCCUCCCAGAAACCCAGUUCUCGUUGCACGUCUUGAGAGGAUCAAAGCCAAGCUGGCCAAUGAGGAAUACAACAGAAUCACACGAAAUGUCAACACUCAGGAAAUCAACCGCAAUGGAUCGCUAGCAGAUUUUGGACGGGAAAUGCGAUCAGUCAAAGCAGUGGUGGCGACAAUAUUCAACUUCCUGGUCACAGUGGUUGCUGCUUUUGCCUGUUCAUAUAUGGGGAGUCAGUACCUGUUCACUGACACUGCAGCGCGAGUAUUAGCGGCUGUGAUCGCUGCCUCUGUUGUGGGGCUCGCUGAGCUGUAUGUGCUGGUCCGGACCAUGGAGGGGGAACUAGGAGAACCAUAGCCGCUAUGCACACAGAACCAGGGACCUGUGUCAGAACUUAAAGCGGAACGUCGGCAACCCCAACAGGCCGACUGAUUCAGAACAGACAUUUCACUUUGCCUAGGAAACCCUACAGACUUGUUUUCUUUUUAUUUGACAGGAAAAUAUGUGAGAUUUUUGUGCAAGGUCAGAGUUACUGAGAAUUUAAAAAGGGAUACUAGAAGCAAUAAAUGGAUGCUUCAACAUUACAAGAAAGCUAAUUGGUUCAAAAUGAAUAUUGGUCGCUUUAUCUGACAUUACAUACCACCUGACCAGACUUUCUUUUCAUUACAUUUAAAUAUAUUUCUUAUUUAUUUACAGCUCUUUUUCAAUUUUAAAUGUUCUUCAUCCAACAACCUAAAUAUAAAUGUUUAUUUACUUAAUGUACAUUUUCAAUUUUGUUCUCAGAUCAUGUAAUCAUAUUUGUGUGUGUAAUAAAAUCAUCUGGAUUAACUAGAGCUUAUUCCUACAAUUGGUAAUCCACCAGUUAGUGUUGCCUUCCAGCGUUCGCCCCGUGGGCCUGUGGUCGAGGACAGGUCAAAUGCAGGCCGUGGGGCCACUGCUCAAUCUGUAGGGCUUGGCUUGGGAACCAAAGGGUUGCCUUUCAUGUCCCGAUCGGAUCAAAAAUACAUAGUCUGAACUGCUAGCUGCAGAGGUGCCAGUUCCUCUCCUGGGCGACGAAAAAACGAACAACCCCUUCGCUCUGACACCUCUAUAUCAGUGCAUGUCACUACAAUGGGCAUAUGUGUGUACAAAAACAGAGUAAAUAACUGAAUUUCCCUCGGGGAUUAAUAAAGUGAUGUUAAUCUUAAAAA
Messenger RNA from Gymnodraco acuticeps, 1853 nucleotides. RefSeq names its product transmembrane protein 199 (gene vma12). The transcript is spliced from 6 exons. Lineage: Eukaryota; Metazoa; Chordata; Actinopteri; Perciformes; Bathydraconidae. Bases 421 to 1020 code for a protein of 199 amino acids. Gene Ontology annotation, biological process: vacuolar proton-transporting V-type ATPase complex assembly. Gene Ontology annotation, cellular component: endomembrane system. The record is from RefSeq and is a predicted model, not a curated record.